AUGGAUUUCCUCUUACGAUUGGUCACCCGCCUACUCGAGCCCGAUAGUAUCGUGACUCAUGUGGAUGUCCCUGCCUCCUUCCUGGUAGACACAGGUCAGGUUUAUCAAGCCUUACGUAAGAUCAAAACUAAUAAAUCUCCUGGCCCUGACUCAAUCCCUAACAAAAUCCUUAAAAUGUUUACCUUUGAACUUGCUCAUGUAAUUGUCGAUGUUUACAAUUCAUCCCUCUCACAAGCGUGGUUCCCUAGCUCCCAGCUAAAGCUAUCUAUUGUCUGGCCCAUUCCUAAAGAGCUUCCUCCCACAUCUAUUGAGAACGAUUUGAGAUCGAUCUCCUUGACCUUGCAAAUUUCAAAAAUUAUGGAAAGAUUCACAAUCAACUCGUUGAUGCCUCAAGUAAUAGAUCAUCUUGACCCCAAGCAAUUCGCACUUCCGAACAAAUCAACUACCGAUGCCCUGGUGUACCUUCUUCAUCAAAUUUUUGCUGCCUUAGACAGUGGUCAUAACUCCAUCAGAUUGUUUUUCGCCUAUUUCAGGAAGGGCUUUGAUUUAGUGGAGCAUAACGUUAUUAUAAACGAACUUGGAAAACUUAAUGUCCACCUUGUCCUUACUCGUUGGAUUACAGCGUUCUUGACCAACCGUCAACAAUGUGUCAAAUUUGAUUGCCAUCAGUCCUCGUGGCGGGAAAUUGCGUCUGCACCGCAGGCUACGUGGAAAAGUGCCAAUGGAGGUUUACCCCAAGGAACAUGUUUGGGUUCUCUUCUAUUUGCUAUCGUGGUUAAUAAGUUAACCCAUUAUUAA
Messenger RNA from Paramuricea clavata, 798 nucleotides. The record is from the annotation of a GenBank genome assembly. Lineage: Eukaryota; Metazoa; Cnidaria; Anthozoa; Malacalcyonacea; Plexauridae.